Stylophora pistillata is the source of this 2421-nucleotide messenger RNA. RefSeq names its product C-type mannose receptor 2-like. NCBI's taxonomy places the organism in Eukaryota, Metazoa, Cnidaria, Anthozoa, Scleractinia, Pocilloporidae. The record is from RefSeq and is a predicted model, not a curated record.
AUGGCGCAAAUUUUCAAGUGUCUUAGGUUAAAAAGUGAUGAAGUAUUUCUGUUUGAACUUCUUGUCAUAUAUCCAGCUGAUAUAAAGUUGGAUGACACUGAUGUCCAGGAUCUUUGUGUUUUAGGUGUUAUUUUAUGUUUCAAUAUUCUAUCUUUGAGAGCUGUAAAGAGUCCUUGUGAAAGUUUUCCGUGUCAAAACGGGGGCACCUGUCGCGCAAUUUACGAAACCAAAGACUACAGUUGUUCAUGCACCAAACAUUACCUUGGAGUGAACUGUGAGAAACUGUUUUGUGGUAGUGAUCCAAAAUGGAGAGCUUUUAAUACAUCUUGUUACAAAUACUUCGCUCAAGUGCUUAACUUCUUCCAAGCUAAGUCGUAUUGCCAAACAUUGAACAGUACUAUAGUGACUUUUAACAGUGCAGAGGAACACGCAUUUGUCACCCACGAGGUCCUUUCUGAAGCAUACGGCGGUGUUUGGAUUGGACUGACUCGUGAUCCAUCUAACAAAGGGCUUUGGAGAUGGGAAGACGGCACCCAUCUGUCUUUUACUCAGUGGGAGAGUACUCAGCCAGAUUACAUCAAUGAUGAUUGCGCUCAGAUGAUGUUUGGGUUGCAUUAUAAGAUCUACUGGUAUCAUGAAUGGCAUGGCACAAAUUUUGUGUUCGCCAAAGAGAGAACUCUUCAACGCGGCCCAUCUGAAAGACAACAGUAUGCGAUCUUUGAGGCCGAUUCAUUUCACGCCCUUGAUGUUACAAGAGUCGAUGUAGUGUACAGUCCUUGUGAAAGUUUUCCGUGUCAUAACGGGGGUACCUAUGGUGCAAUUUACGAAACCAAAGACUACAGUUGUUUAUGCACCAAACACUACUUUGGAGUGAACUGUGAGCAACUGUUUUGUGGUGCUGAUCCAAAAUGGAAAGGAUUCAAUACAUCUCGUUACAAGUACUUCCCUCAAAUGCUUCACUUCUUCCAGGCUAAAUCGCACUGUCAAACACUGAACAGUACUUUGAGUCCUUGUGAAAGCUACCCAUGUCAAAACGAGGGUACGUGUUUAGCACUUUAUGAAACAAGUGACUACAGUUGCAAAUGCCACCAAAACUACACUGGCGUGAACUGCGAGGACCUUUGGAUCUCUAGCACUGGUCAAGUUAGGACGUAUUAUAAGUAUUUUAAUCAAGACUCAAGCUGGUUUGAUGCCAGAUCCUACUGCCAGUCAUUAGAAGGAACCUUAGUAUCGCUCCAAAACUGGAAUGAACACAACUUUGUAACCAGUCAAGUCCUUCCCCCAACAUAUAACCGUAUUUGGAUCGGGCUGAGCGACCUAGAGCAGUCUUGGGAAUGGAAAUGGGAAGACGGGUCAUCAUUAUCUUUCAAUCGAUGGGGUCGUGGUGAACCAAACAACAAGGGGGGGGACGAAAACUGCGUGGAGAUGAUAGAGGUACACCACACAUGGAAUGAUUAUCCUUGCGGAAAUAUUAGGCCUGGUUUCAUUUGCGAAAGGACGGCUGUCGAGAAAGAAGAUUAUGACCAAGUUGUCAGUAAUGACAAUGAUGAUGUUAAUGAUGACGAUAAUGGUGAUAAUAAUGUUUGGAUCUCUAGCAUUGGUCAAGUUAGGAAGUAUUAUAAGUAUUUCAAUCAAGACUCAAGCUGGUUUGAUGCCAGAUCCUACUGCCAGUCAUUAGAAGGAACCUUAGUAACGUUCCAAAACUGGAAUGAACACAACUUUGUAACCAGCCAAGUCCUUCCCCCAACAUAUUACCGUGUUUGGAUCGGGCUGAGCGACCCAGAGAAGUCUUGGGAAUGGAAAUGGGAAGACGGUUCAUCAUUAUCUUUCAAUCGAUGGGGUGGAGGUGAACCAAACAACAAGGGGGACGAAAACUGCGUGGAGAUGAUAGGGGUAUACCACACAUGGAAUGAUUAUCCUUGCGGAAAUACUAGGCCUGGUUUCAUUUGCGAAAGGACGGCUGUCGAGAAAGAAGAUUAUGACCAAGUUGUCGUCUCGCAUUGUGGCGAUGAAGAAGGCUGGGCCUACUUCAGCUCUUCAUGUUACAAGUACUUCCCCGAAUCAGUUGACUGGAGUACUGCAACAUCCCGCUGCCAGGCACUCAACAGUAGCCUAGUGACGUUCCAAACCGCACAGGAACACCAAUUUGUCACCAGCCAAAUCCUUCCAGCUUCUUAUCACGUGUGGAUUGGGCUUAACCUCUACUCUGGCGUCUGGAAAUGGGUGGAUGGCUCUCUGCUGUCUUUCGUAAAGUGGCAGCCGGGUGAACCAAACGGUGUCAGCAAUAUCGAGGACUGUGCGGAGAUGAUUCUUGAGUACUCGCUAGGUACCCACUGGAAACACACCUGGAAUGAUGUUAUUUGUAUAGCGACCAUCAAAUUUAUUUGUGAAAGGCCGGCCAUCUUGGAAAUUGUUCCAUGA